Cataglyphis hispanica is the source of this 1905-nucleotide messenger RNA. RefSeq names its product fatty acyl-CoA reductase 1-like. Gene Ontology annotation, molecular function: alcohol-forming very long-chain fatty acyl-CoA reductase (NADP+) activity. The transcript has 9 exons. Bases 157 to 1659 code for a protein of 500 amino acids. Gene Ontology annotation, biological process: long-chain fatty-acyl-CoA metabolic process. The record is from RefSeq and is a predicted model, not a curated record. Gene Ontology annotation, cellular component: peroxisome. Lineage: Eukaryota; Metazoa; Arthropoda; Insecta; Hymenoptera; Formicidae.
CGUUGGCUGGUCUCAGUUUAUCAUUUUUAUCCAAUCCAUCGAAAUUCUACUAGUUAAUAAUGGUAUCAACAUAAAAGAGAUUAUAUUUGCUCUUGUGUAUAUUUUUGAUUAUUAUUGUUAUUAUUAAUUAUUUAUAUUGAUGUCGUUUUAAUAACGAUGGACGAGAAUAUAAUUGAGCCAGUCAUAUCGAUUGCUUCGUUUUACGCUGGACAAAGUAUAUUUAUAACAGGCGCAACAGGAUUUUUGGGUAAAGUAUACAUUGAGAAGAUACUGCGAUCUUGCCCAGAUGUUCGUGAAAUAUUUUUAUUAAUGCGUUCAAAAAAAGGAUUAAGCAUUAACGAAAGGCUUGAGAAAAUAUUAAAAUUACCGUUGUACGAUAAGCUGCGAGAAGAGCAACCUUCAAAUUUAAAAAAAUUAAUUCCGAUUUCCGGUGAUAUCAGUGAAGAGAAUUUAGGUUUGUCAGCUAUCGAUAGGCAAACACUAGCUGAAAGAGUGACUAUAGUAAUUCAUGCAGCGGCGAAUGUGAAAUUUAACAAUAGCUUAAAGUGCGCCAUUUUAAAUAAUACUAGAUCAACAAGAGAUGUUUGCAUCUUAGCCCAAAGUAUGAAGAAUCUAAUAGCACUGAUAUAUAUUAGUACGGCAUACGCGCAUAUAAAUAUUCCUGUCGUAGAAGAAAAAGUUUAUUCAUCUAUAGCCGAUUGGCGGAAAAUGAUCAAAGUAGCCGAGACAUUGGAUGAGCAUAUCUUGAAUAUCUUUGCAGCUAAAUGCUUGGAAUAUUUUCCCAAUACAUAUGUAUUCUCGAAGAAUUUAGCUGAGUCUGUAAUAGUGGAAUAUUCUUCGUCGAUACGUUGUGCAAUUAUAAGACCUUCUAUAAUAACAUCUACAAUAAGUGAUCCAAUUCCAGGGUGGAUAGAUAACUUUAAUGGUAUAAUAGGAAUACUCAUUGGCGGCGGAAAAGGAAUAUUACGAGUAUUCUAUGGUGCAAAACAUAUUAAUCCAGAUAUAGUAGUAGUAGACAUUGUCAUCAAAAGCAUAAUAAUUGUGACUUGGAAGCUUGCAUUGACUACCUUUACAUCAGAUUCUGGACCUUCCGUUUUCCAGUGUACUAAUCGUAACAAAAAAAGUUUAUCAUUUCAUGAAAUUAGCAAAAUAGGUUGUGAACUCAUAAAAGACAUACCUUUAGAGGGAGUUGUUUGGACUCCUAAUACAAUAUUUACCGAUAAUUCUAUUACACAUUAUAUAUUAACAAUAUUGUUGCAUAUAUUGCCAGCUAUGUUAAUAGAUCUAAUUUUAAAACUUAUGGGACAUCAGCCUAUGCUAGUAAGACUACACAGAAAAGUGUACGUGACUAAUCGCGUUCUGAAGCAUUUUGUGACUCAUGAAUGGAAAUUUGAAAACGAAAAUAUUUUCGAAUUAUUAAAGCUUCCAAUUUCAUCCAAGGAAAAAGAAGUGUUCUUAUAUGAUUAUGAAAAUGCUAAUCUUGAAGACUAUUACAGGGACGGUAUAAUCGGAGCUAAAUUAUAUCUUCUCCACGAGGACAUGAAUCGAUUAGAUGCAGCCAAAAAGCAUCGUAAAAAAGUGGAUCUGUUUGUUACGACGUUGAAAACUAUCAUUGUUAUUGGAAUGCUGUGGAUGAUAUAUAAAUGGAUCUGCGCUUGAAUUUUUUCAAGAUCAUAGAUUGACAUUGUCAUGUAUAAUUAUAUUAUUAAUAUAUUAUAAAUAUUAAUAAUUGAUGCGAUAUAAAGAGAAAAUAGAAACAAAAAAAAUGUUUAUAAUAUAUAUAUAAUAGAUAACAAAAUAAAUGAAUAUAAUUGUAUGCGUAUUUGAUGUAAGACGAAAGAAGAUUUAUUAUAUAUGUUUAUUUGUGUAUUAACUGUGUAUGUAUAAACUGCUUGUUCAUUACAA